GGGAGGCUCGUCAUUAGUUUUCCGCAGCAAAACUACAAUGUUCUCAACGAAAGUAGCUGUAGUGUGUUUAUUGCACGUGAUCGUGGCAGUGUCCUGCGACGAUCCUGUGAAGCCCGUAUGGCCGGAAAAGUACUACAUCAAUGGUAUGAUCCAUUAUCCGGAUACGGAACUUAAAGAGUUUUUCGACAUGUGGUAUGAUGGUAGCCGAAACGCUUCCCGUAUCGAUUUCUACGGCGGUAGCGUUAAGUACUACCAAUUAGGCGAUGGAAACGGUGUUCAAUACAAAAUCGUUCCUGUAACCACCGAGGAAGUACUCAACGAACGCACCUGUUUCCAAAUCGAUGGUACCGCACAAAAUCCCAUUGGGCCACAAGCCAUGUUCCCUAACAUGGAUGAACUUGAAUACAGAGGUCUCAAAGUUAACCAGAUGGGCAAGCAAGCCGAAUGUUAUGAAACUGAAAAAGAGAUAAUGGGCACUAAUCACAAAUACACUUUAUGGGUCAAUCGAGAUGCCCAGAACAACCCAGUACCUGUCUACUACGAGUUAGCUGGACACAACACUCUAUUUCCAGUACCACCAGAACCAUUAGACGUCAUCGAUAUUGUCUACUUCAAUUACACAGAACUAACAGACAUUCCUGCUGAUAAAUUCGACAUCUCCAAGGAAGGCCUUCAAUGCAAACAUUACCCCGGACCAAGCAGUCACAAAGUACACGCCUUCAAUCCUGUAGCCGAUAUCAUUCACCCUCAGAAAACCGAGCACGUCGAAGCUAGAUUCAAGGAAUUCGUCAACACACACGGCAAACAAUACGAAUCCGACGACGAACACUCCUUCAGAAAAAUGCUGUUCAGACGCAACGUGAGAUACAUCGAAGCUGUCAACAGACAAAACAAAUCUUACACAUUAGGUGUUAACCACUUGGCUGACAGGACAGACGAGGAAAUGCAAGUACUCAGAGGCCGCAUUCCCAGCGAUGAAGUUGAUAACGAAGGUUUACCGUUCCCUUACGAGAAUCCCGAAGACAUCAAAGUCCCGGAUGAGCACGAUUGGAGGCUUUACGGAGCUGUUACCCCAAUGAAAGAUCAAGCUCAUUGUUCCUCGUCUUGGGCUUUCGGAGUCAUCGCCGCUUUGGAAGGAGCUUAUUUCUUGAAAACCGGCGAAUCGAAAAUCCUCUCCGAACAAGCUGUUAUGGAUUGCGCUUGGGGAUUCGGUAACAACGGUUGCCACGGUGGAACUCCCAAGGGAGCUUACCAAUGGAUCAAGAAACACAACGGUGUACCAGCUACUGAUGAAUACGGAAAAUACCUCGGAGAAAACGCCAACUGCAGAGCCGAUUUGAGCAACAACACGAAAUACGCCGCCAUUUCCGGCUGGGUAAAUGUCACUUCGAACAACGAGCAAGCCAUGAAGGUGGCUUUGUUCAAGCACGGGCCCGUCGAGGUCAGCGUUGACGCCAGCCCGAGAUCGUUCUUCUUCUACUCAGGCGGAAUUUACGAGGAAGAGAAUUGCGGUUCCUCUGUGAAAGAUCUGGGCCACUCGCUUACUGCUGUUGGGUACGGUACCUUGAACGGUCAUGAUUACUGGCUGCUGAAGAACACCUGGUACUACUAUUGGGGAGUUAAUGGCUACAUGCUUGUGUCGAGGAAGGGCAACGUUUGUGGUGUUUUGACCGCCCCUACUUACCCAGUAUUGAAGAAAAACAAAUCACGCAAAAUGGCCGAGCCGAUGCGGAGGAGAAACAGCGGAAGAAAUCCAGCGGUUUGA
This is a messenger RNA of Phyllotreta striolata, 1765 nucleotides long. Lineage: Eukaryota; Metazoa; Arthropoda; Insecta; Coleoptera; Chrysomelidae. The record is from the annotation of a GenBank genome assembly.